AUGUCUCCCGGCGCUGUAGAAACCGUCAUCGCCCCCGAAAACCCGCCUUCCUCGCUAAAGACGCCCGCGAAGCCUGCUUCAGGCUUGUCUAUUCGACAUGAAGAGUACCAGUACCUCGAUUUGAUCCGCGACAUUCUCGAAAAUGGCGAACAUCGUCCUGACCGUACUGGAACGGGCACAUACUCCAUCUUUGCGCCUCCGCAGCUGAAAUUCUCUCUUUCUCGUCCUUCGUCGAACCCGGGAGAAGAAGCGACACCAGUCCUCCCCCUUCUCACUACGAAGCGCGUAUUUCUGCGUGCAGUUAUUGCUGAACUUCUCUGGUUCGUCGCUGGCACCACCUCAUCUAAACCAUUGUCGGAGGCUGGCAUAAAAAUCUGGGACGGAAACGGAUCGCGCGAGUUCCUUGACAGCGUGGGACUGUCUCACCGCGAAGAGGGCGACCUGGGCCCGGUAUAUGGCUUCCAGUGGCGACACUUCGGAGCAGAGUAUGUGGAUGCGAAGACAGACUAUACGGGCCAAGGUGUUGACCAGUUGGCCGAUGUCAUCGACAAGCUGAAGAACAAGCCGUAUGACCGCCGCAUCAUCAUGAGCGCAUGGAAUCCGGCAGACCUGAAGAAGAUGGCCCUGCCCCCUUGCCACAUGUUUGCACAAUUCUACGUGAGCUUCCCGCGCGCAAAGAGGGGCGAGCAUGGCGAGGAGAAGGAAAGACAGGAGAAGGAGCGCGGGGUGCUGCACUGCCUGCUUUAUCAGCGGUCUUGCGACAUGGGUCUCGGCGUCCCUUUCAACAUUGCGUCGUAUGCUCUUCUCACGCACAUGCUAGCGCACGUCUGUGACCUGACCCCCGGGACGCUGACGCAUACCAUGGGUGACGCGCACGUCUACCUCGACCACGUCGAUGCGCUGAAGGUGCAGCUGGAGCGAGAGCCACGAGACUUCCCGGAGCUUUCAAUCAAGAGGGAAAAGGGCGGUAGCAUUGAUGGAUGGGCUGUCAGUGAUAUCGAGGUCAAGGGCUAUGACCCGCACAAGACGAUUGCUAUGAAGAUGUCGGUUUAG
Molecule: messenger RNA, 1053 nt
Organism: Lasiodiplodia theobromae
Lineage: Eukaryota; Fungi; Ascomycota; Dothideomycetes; Botryosphaeriales; Botryosphaeriaceae
Product: Thymidylate synthase
Exons: 1
Coding region: 1-1053 (350 amino acids)
Biological process (GO): dTMP biosynthetic process
Cellular component (GO): cytosol; mitochondrion
Molecular function (GO): thymidylate synthase activity
Source: RefSeq, a predicted model, not a curated record